AAUUCAGCAACAAGCAAUAUUUAAAUAUGUGAGAAUAGUAUGUUCUAUUAAUAAACAAUAUGUCAUUUGUGUGUGCUCAAUCAAGGAUUGGACAAAAUUGUAUAAAAUCAAGAAUUGAUAUUGGUAUUGUUUAAUGGAGGACAGAAAUUUUCCUAGAUGGCGACACAUUCGAGCUUUUUGUUCUAGUAUAGUAUAUAUGGAAUGACGAGUAUGGCGACUAGUUCUAGUUGAUGUAAAGUUUACCUGUUGAUAAUCGAAUCGAAUUUGGCUUAAGAAAAAUUAUCGAAUUACCAUAGUUCUUACGAGGUAAAUUGCCUCUAAUAAAUAUCUCAUUUAACAUAAUAUUCCACACUAAUGUGGUGUUUCAUUUUUUUAUGUAAAACAAGUGUAACCAAACGAUGUACCAGAAUCUUAAAAGUACGAAAAUUAGGAAACAAUUACUGUCAUAACUUAUACAUCUAGCAUAAGUUGCUGAAUAAUGGUUUACAACAUUACAAAUACUCUGUGAAGGACCUGAUAGUGAAGAUUUUCAUUCACAAUAAAAAUGUAAUAUAAUUCUUGUGUUUACCCGCAUAAUUAACUUCCACUAUUUUUUCUUUAAAAAAGUGUGUAUCAAAAAUUUCAUAUGAGAGAAUGGCAAUUCGUAUCACAUUAGAAUGUGGACACGCAUCAAUGUUACGUAUGCGGACCACUCCACAAGGAUACACUCAUGAUUGGGAAGUAUUUGUGCGGGGUAUAGAUAAUGCUGAUAUUCACCACUAUGUCGAAAAAGUGGUUUUUCAAUUACAUGAAACAUUUGCAAAACCAAAGAGAAUCAUAAAAGAACCACCAUUUGUGAUAAAAGAAUCUGGUUAUGCUGGUUUUGAGAUUCCAAUUCAUAUUUAUUUAAAAAACAAGGAUGAAGGUAGUAAAAAAAUAGAAAUUUUAUAUGACCUUAAUUUACAAAAAAGUGGUCCUGCAAUUACUAGUGUUAUAAAGCAUACAGAAAUAAUUAAUAAUCCUUCAGAUGAUUUUAAAAGGAAAUUGUUAAAAGGUGGUGGUGUUCUCAUAUCUAAUUCUGAAAAUUCAGUUGAAAAAAGUGAAACUAAAGCAUUAACUAUGGUUAAUAAACCAAAAAUCAAUGGAAAUGAUACAAAAAAGCACAAAAAUAUAGAAUCAAAAACUUCUAAUUCUUUUGCUGAACUAUUUGGAACUCCUUUAAAGCCUACAAAAGUUAUUCAAGAUCCUAAAAAACCUAUACAAUCAGAAAAAUCCUCAAGUUCUAAAUCAUUAAUUACCACUGAAAAGUCUGAUAAAGUGGAUAAAACAAAACUCAAAGAGAGCCCUCACAAAGAUAAUAAAAAAGAGAAAGUAGACGACAAAAAAGAUAAAAGAAUCAGAGAUCAAUCUAAAGAUAAAAUUCGUAAUAAAGAAAAAUCAAAAAGACCUCCGAGUCCUGGAAAUAAAAGUCAUUCUAGCCCUUCUAAUAAAAGACCUCUUUCACCUACAUCAAUCUCAUUAAAAAGACCUUCUAGUCCUUCUCUUCCUCCGGCAAAGAGACCGUCUUCUCCAAAAUUAAAAGAAAAAGAAUUAAAAAAAAUAACAGUUGACAAAGAUAAGGAUAAAUAUAAAGAAAAAGAUAAAAUAAAAGAUAAUGGUAAGAGUGUUACCGAUUCUUCUAAAAGUGAAAAAAAAAAGGACAAGAAAAAACAUAAAGAAGAUCGGGAUAGGGAACGAAAAGAUAAAUAUAAAGAAGGAGAACGGUCUUCUUCGAAAGAAACUAUAAAAAUAAUAGAAAAGAAAAAUGAUAAGCCAGACAAAUCGGAGAAAUCCGAGAAGGAAAAAAGUCAAGAAUAUAAAUCUACGAAAGAUGGAAGAAAAUCGCCGAGACCUCCGAAGGAGAGUGACAAACCAAAGGACGAUAAGCUGCCAAAGAUAGAAAAAUCAGAGAAAAUGGAAAGAUCCGACAAAACGAAGGAUAGUAAAAGUGACAAGGAUAGGCAGAAACAUAAGCAUAAGAAAAGGGAUAAAAAAGAUAAACGGGAUAGUAGUAAAGAUAGGGAUAAAAAGGAAAAACGCGAUAGGAUAAAAUCUUCAACGGAGAAGCAAAACAAUGUGCCUAAUGUUUCAGUAGCUAAUCCUCUUUCAACUCUGUUGGCAGAAAUGCCGGAAAGAGAUAGUAGCGAUUCAGCGCCAUCCGUAGAUGAUGAUUCUUUUACCGAAUCAAAAUUGUCAGUGCCUGUCAUUAAGAAAGAAGUAGAAAAUAUAACAGUGUCUACACCGCCAACCGAUAUGGCGAAAGCUCUUUCACCGACAAUCCCGCCAGAUAUUAAAAAAGAAAAGAUAGAUCGAAGUAAAAGGGAGAGACCUAAAGGAAGCAAAGGGGAAGAGAAGGAUACCCGAAAGAGAAAACGAAGGAGUGAUAGUAAAGGCGAUGACGAACAUGUAGUUAAAAGAGAAAAGGAUAGGGGUCAUUCAUCGUCACCCCCCUUAGAACCUGUUUCUUCGAGUCAAUCACCCGUUGUGGUAGAUCAGGAAACUGUUCAUAUGAAAGACAAAGAGGAUCGUGGUGUCAUGGAGCAAAUGGUUGAAAAAAAUAUCGAAGCAGAAGUGGAACAAGUGGCACCUGAUUCCACGAAUAGUACUUUGGUUGAUUCUGAUAUGGGGGAACCACCUGUGUUUUCGGAAGAUUAUGUGUCUCAAUUAAAAGACUUGCAACAAAAAAUAAUGACUUUACAAGAUAAUCAAGAAUUACAAAGAGUUGUUCAAGUAAUCGCAGAAACUGGUCAAUACGAGAUUACGAAGAAAACAUUUGACUUUGAUUUGUGUGCUCUGGACCGUAGAACGGUACAGCGUCUCCAACAAUUCUUCGCAUCGUGACCAUCUGCUUAAAUCAUGACAUCGUUUAUUAUAUACAUUGUUAUUCUAUGUAUAUUAAGUCGUUAAGUUAUUUGAACUUAUAAGAGAAAUUCUUUCGCAUAUUAUGUAUAUAUAUAUGUGUGUGUGUGUAUGUAUGUAUAUAUAUAUAGACACACACACAUACAUAUAUAUAUAUAAAAAUAAGUAAGACCCCAGAAGAAUUUUGUAAAUACUAAUUUUCUUGAUAAAAAAGAAAAGAAAGUUAUCUUUUAUCUUUUAUCUAAAGAUAUGAUUCAAAUUUCGUCUUAAUUUCUUAAUUGCAUAUUUUCAAUUAGAUUAUGAAAAUAUGUAUAAAAACAAAAUUUUAUGUAUCGCAAUGAGACGUAAUAUAUCGUUUAUAUGUUCUUCAUUGUUCAUUAUCAUCAGUUUAUUUUUCUUAUAUAUAUUUUUACAUGUUUCUAAUAUUUGUUAUUUUUACAUAAAUAAUGUAUAAUGUAUAAUAUAUGUGUAAUAAUGCACAUAGAUUGUGAUAUUAUAUUGUUGUAUAAUAUUAUAGAGUAUUUACCAUUUUUCUGGGGAAUACUAAAAUGGGGUCUACAGUGCAUUUAUUUAUGUUAUGUAGACGCGACAUAUAUAUGUAUAUAUAUAUAUACAUAUAUAAAUUUAUAUAUAUAUAUACACCUACAUAUAUGUAUAUUUAUAUUAUAAAUAUAUAUUUGAUUUCUUACGUCGUAAAUAUAAAAAAUUAUGUUGAUUUUUUAAGGUAAUUGGGUGGAGUCGGGUCGUUUGAAGAUUUUGUGCAUCACAUUGCCUUGUAACAUAGAUAUAUUCUUGAUAUUUCGCGAAGAAUUUAGCGUAGGUUCAUCUGCCUGAACCGAAGACACCUAUUAUAUUUAUUGAUAUUUUCGUACGCGAUAUAAUUAAUGUAAGAGUGAGCGAAAGAAUCAUUUGGUAAUUUAUAUCCUAUGUUAGAAAGAGUGUGAUCAUCGGCAUAUUCCUUUAUUAUUAUUUUAUAAUAAUAAUAAUAAUUAUUAUUAUUAUUUUACAUUGGAAACGUGAUUGAACUUGUUUCCGCAAAUUUUCAUAAAAAGAAAUUUUCAAAAAUACUUGACACGCGGUAAUAGAAUGCAUUUAAUGCAAUUUUUUUUUUUAUUCACAUGUACAGAGUAUUUUUUAAGUAUUAUUAAGUUCGGUCGAGUAUAAAUAACAUUGAUACGUCAACGUUAAAAAGAUCAAAACCGUUAAAAAAAGAAAUAAUUUUAAUUUUUUUAAUAUAUUCUAUAUCAUAAAUUUCUUUAUGAAUUUUUUUUUUUAUACGCGUCAAUGUUUCAUCCGUCUGUUCGUCUCACGAUGCAUUGAAGUUGAAUUUAAUUCGAGUGAAAAUCGAUAUUUCGUUUCACAAAUACAGCACGUACCUGUCAUGUCUUUUCAUCCUUUUCGAGUUAAGUACCGCGAAAAUUACAUCGAUACAUCCGAUUCGUACCGUGUGAAUGUAUUAUCGAGGCAUUAGAAAUAUCUUUUUUUUUUUGUUUUUCAUACUAUUAUUCGUUUCAUCAUAAAAUGACAUCACAGAGCGGUCAUGAUGUUGCGUGCAAUUAAUACACCAAAUAGUCUAAUGUUUUGUAUAAUGAAGAUUGUAUAUUAGAUAAAUACCGUCGUAGUUUUUAUAGUUUUUGCAGUACAGUUAUUUAUUGUAUUAGAAAAAGGGAUGACUGUCGAUUAAACGAGGAAGUAUUUCAAUCGGUGCCAAUUGGCAUCGUGUGUAUUAAGCAUUUUCUAUGCUCGUUUUUGCGACACUCGAACAACGCGUUGCCAAAACUUUAAUAACAUUAAUUUAUUAAUGUUAGAAAAUCGAGGAAAAUCGAGAUGAAACAAAGACUAAUGAGGUUGUCGUUAAGCAAAUUGAAAAGUUGAAUUGAAAAAUUGAACUGAUUAAUCAUUCGAGAUGUUGAAAUAAUUUUUUUUUUUUCCAAUCCGUAUUAUGUACAAAUUUAAACAAUUUCGUACAAUUUAUAUUUAUUUUAUUGUUAACGUAUUCGCCAAGUGCAUGCUACGAAUCAAAAAGAAAUUCUUUUAGAGCAAGGGCAUUAUUAGAACCUGCAGGAUGUUUACUCUGAUCUUAGAUUCAGAUCAUCGAUACAUCGUUUAUAUUGUUAUUGAUUAAACAAUUUUAAACCGGUCAUUCGAAUCGUGAAUUUUUACAAAAAAGCAUACUAUCCUUUGUUAGUCAAAUGUUAAGAGUUUAAAUGCCGUUUGUUGUAAAAGAUAUUUUAUUCAAUCCUCUACUAAUGGAGAUAUAAAAAAAAAAAAAAAAA
This is a messenger RNA of Apis mellifera (honey bee), 5153 nucleotides long. It is a transcript of the gene ear, whose product is annotated as protein AF-9. The coding region runs from base 634 to 2859 and encodes 741 amino acids. The record is from RefSeq and is a predicted model, not a curated record. Gene Ontology annotation, cellular component: super elongation complex. NCBI's taxonomy places the organism in Eukaryota, Metazoa, Arthropoda, Insecta, Hymenoptera, Apidae. The transcript has 3 exons. Gene Ontology annotation, biological process: regulation of DNA-templated transcription.